Molecule: messenger RNA, 2769 nt
Organism: Miniopterus natalensis
Lineage: Eukaryota; Metazoa; Chordata; Mammalia; Chiroptera; Miniopteridae
Gene: PSEN1
Product: presenilin 1
Biological process (GO): intracellular signal transduction; membrane protein ectodomain proteolysis; Notch signaling pathway
Cellular component (GO): gamma-secretase complex; membrane
Molecular function (GO): aspartic endopeptidase activity, intramembrane cleaving
Source: RefSeq, a predicted model, not a curated record
UCCUGGGGCCGAGAUUUCACAUCGGAAACAAAACAGCCACUGCUCGCGGAGGGACCUCGGCUACGGGCCGUCGUGGGCGGCGGCGGAGAGGACGCAGUAGGAUUUGACCAACUCUGGGUGACCUGGUAAAAUCCUGUUCCAGACCAUAUCCAGAAGUUUGCAAGUGACAGCAGCCUGUGAGGUCCUUAGAAAGCUUGGCCUGGAGGAGAACACAUGAAAGAAAGAACCCCAAGAGGCUUUACUUUCUGUGAAAAGGUAUUUCUGUACAGUUGCUCCAAUGACAGAGUUGCCUGCACCCUUGUCCUACUUCCAGAAUGCACAGAUGUCUGAGGACAACCACCUGAGCAAUAUUGUACGUAGCCAGAAUGAUGGUAGAGAACGGCAUGAGCACAGCAGCGAAAGGCGCAGGCGGGGCAACCCUGAGCCGUUAUCUAAUGGAGGACCCCAGGGUAACACACUGCAGGUGGUGGAACAAGAAGAAGAAGAAGAUGAGGAGCUGACACUGAAAUACGGCGCCAAACAUGUGAUCAUGCUCUUUGUCCCCGUGACUCUCUGUAUGGUGGUAGUGGUGGCAACUAUCAAAUCAGUCAGCUUUUAUACCCGGAAGGAUGGGCAGUUAAUCUAUACUCCAUUCACAGAAGACACCGAGACUGUGGGCCAGAGAGCCCUGCACUCCAUUCUAAAUGCUGCUAUCAUGAUCAGUGUCAUUGUUGUCAUGACUAUUCUCCUGGUGGCUCUAUACAAAUACAGGUGCUAUAAGGUCAUCCAUGCCUGGCUUAUUAUUUCAUCUCUGUUGUUGCUGUUCUUUUUCUCAUUCAUUUAUUUGGGGGAAGUGUUUAAAACCUAUAAUGUUGCUGUGGACUACAUUACUAUUGCACUCCUGAUCUGGAAUUUUGGUGUGGUGGGAAUGAUUGCCAUUCAUUGGAAAGGUCCACUGCGACUCCAGCAGGCAUAUCUCAUUAUGAUCAGUGCCCUCAUGGCCUUGGUAUUUAUCAAGUACCUCCCAGAAUGGACUGCGUGGCUCAUCUUGGCUGUGAUUUCAGUAUAUGAUUUAGUGGCUGUUUUGUGUCCAAAAGGCCCACUUCGUAUGCUGGUUGAAACAGCUCAGGAGAGAAAUGAAACUCUCUUUCCAGCUCUCAUUUACUCCUCAACAAUGGUGUGGUUAGUGAAUAUGGCCAAAGGAGACCCAGAAGCCCAAAGGAAGGUAUCCAAAAACUCCAAUUAUAAUGCACAAAGCACAGGGAGUGAGUCACAAGACCCUGUGACAGAGAGUGAUGAUGGUGGCUUCAGUGAAGAGUGGGAAGCCCAGAGGGACAAUCGCCUGGGACCUCAUCACUCUACAACUGAGUCGAGAACUGCUGUACAGGAAAUUUCCAGCAGCAUCCUAGCCAGUGAGGACCCAGAGGAAAGGGGAGUAAAACUUGGAUUAGGAGAUUUCAUUUUCUAUAGUGUUCUGGUUGGUAAAGCUUCCGCAACAGCCAGUGGAGAUUGGAACACAACCAUAGCCUGUUUUGUAGCCAUAUUAAUUGGUUUGUGCCUUACAUUAUUACUCCUCGCGAUUUUCAAGAAAGCAUUACCAGCUCUUCCCAUCUCUAUCACCUUUGGGCUUGUAUUCUACUUUGCCACGGAUUAUCUUGUGCAGCCCUUUAUGGAACAAUUAGCAUUCCAUCAAUUUUAUAUUUAGCAGACUUGUGAUUAGACUCCCAUGGAUUUUUCUCCUUUGACUAUAAUAAAAUCUGGGAAGGACAAAGGUGAUUUUCCUGUGUCCACAUCUAACAAAGUCAAGAUUCCCAGCCGGACUUUUUGCCGCUUCCUUCCACGUCUUCCUGACCACCUGCACUAUUGGGCAUUGGAAGGAGGUGUCUACAGAAAUGGUUUGAACAUACGUCACUGUGCUGAACUGAGUCCCUUGUUGCAAAAGCUACCAGAUUUUAAGGGACAAGGACAGGAAAGGUGAUGGCCAAGAAGUUGUCCUCCCACCAGCAGCUUGAUCCUUGGUCAGAGGUGGAUUUUACCAACACCGCAGACUCUCGGGAUUGCCAUUAUCAGGAGGUUAAAUGAAGUGGUUUAAACCAAACAGGACUCAUCUUAAACAACAUGUUGAAAACCUAAUCAGUCUGUAUUGAACUCAACCUUUUCAGGAGGUACUGUGAGGAGAGCAGGUACCAGCAGCAAAAUGGAAAGGUGGAAAGGUCAGACUCACUCUCAGACUUUUUUGCUGCAGACUUAUUUUUAAAUAAGACUUUUUUUUCACCUUGAGUCAAGUCAUAUGUAGAAGUUGAUUUUGACAAUUUUUAUUUUCAAGCACUGAAACUCAUUACCCUCUAUGGUUGCCAUUUCUUCCUGAGGCCAGUAUGAAUUUAUUUGAGGUUGCUUUGUCUUAAAAGCCUUAACCUCAGGUUCCAAAUUCAGUAAUUUCUGGAAAUAAUGGAACUAUAUAACUCAACAAUUCUCUGUCACCCUUAGGUAAAUUCUGGUUUUACCCCCAAAUUUCUAAUUUUUAGACAUACUUGUAGGUUUGCUUGCCCUCGAUGCCUUCUUUGUUCCCCAUAUCUCCCUUCACUCCCCCCAUAAACGGUUCUUUCAUAAGACAGCUCUGUUGUGGUAGCAGAUGAUCCCAUUAUUCUAGGAUUUUACUUUGUGUGGUGCAAAGAAUGUGUUAUGAAUCAGUGCUAUCAGCCUUGCUGUCAUAAUUUCUUCAAUAGCAAAUACAAUGUGUGCCCAAAGACAGUAGCGUUAAAGAAGAGUAAAAUGGCUGGUGAAGCACUC